UCGCGCCUCGUUGUGCCUCUACCGCUGGCUUUCGGGAUCGGGUCUCGUAGCCGGAGCGAGAGUCGCCUGCGGCUGGGAAGGGUGGCCUUGCUGGUCUCCGCAGGCACCUGUUUGGUUGCAGGAACUAUUUUUAAUGGCUGUAUUGUUGAACUAAGUAAGUGCUAUGUUAAUGAAGUUGAACUAUUAUGUGUUAAGAAAAAUCUGUUCAUCUCAAUGCUUAUGGAGAAUUGUUUGAUCAAAGCCUAUCUUGGAAUCUUCUAAGAAUUUACCUUAACAAGGAAGAGGAUUGGUGAUUCUUCACAGAUCCUAGGAUUUAGCCACUGGCUUCUGAAAAUAAUACCCUAUAUAAUGAUUGCUAUCUUCAUAUGAUGAUUUUUUUAUCAUGGCAAAUGACACUUUAGAAGGUUUUCAUGAAGUGAAUCUAGCUUCCCCCACAACUCCAGAUCUUUCAGAAGUGCACGAAUCUAAAACUUCUGAAGAACCUGCCUCACCUACAAUUAUUUACCGGCUUCAUCCUUCAGCUGUGUGCUCCUUACCUAUUCAACCAAGUGCUCUGAAUGUGACUGAUCUUCCUACACAACCUGUCUACUCAUCUGCCAGGCACCUAAAUUGUGCAGAAACACUAGGUAUCAGCAUCAAUGUCACAGAAACUGUACCGUGUUCUACCUCAGGAAGCUAUGGAGGGUUGUCCAAACAUGAUCAUUCCAGGAAGGACAACUGUAGCGAAGAGAGAGAAUUUUUGCAGGGUGCAACAGUAACAGACUUUUCUGAAGGAAGAGAUGAUAUUUUUGGGCUAAGCACAGAUAGUCUGUCUCGUCUGCGAAGCCCAUCGGUAUUGGAAGUUAGAGAGAAAGGCUACGAGAGACUGAAAGAAGAACUUGCUAAAGCUCAACGGGAACUGAAACUAAAAGAUGAAGAAUGUGAAAGGCUUUCCAAAGUACGUGAUCAGCUUGGCCAGGAACUGGAAGAACUCACUGCUAGCCUGUUUGAGGAGGCUCAUAAGAUGGUGAGAGAAGCUAAUAUAAAGCAGGCCACAGCAGAAAAACAGUUGAAAGAAGCACAAGGAAAAAUUGAUGUACUUCAGGCUGAAGUAGCAGCUCUGAAAGCAUUAGUGCUAUCUACUUCUCCAACUUCACCAACAAAAGAGGUUCAAUCUAGUGGAAAAACGGCUUUCAGAAAAGGCCACACAAGGAAUAAGAGUACAAGUAGUGCAAUGGGUGUCAAUAACCAGGAAGUUAACAUGAUGCAGCCAAUUGUAAAGGACUGCAAAGAGGCUGAUAUAUCUCUGUACAACGAAUUCAGAUCCUGGAAGGAUGAUCCUACCAUGGAUAGGACAUGCCCGUUUCUCAAUAAAAUCUAUGAAGAAGACAUCUUUCCAUGCUUAACCUUCUCAAAAAGUGAGUUGGCCUCUGCUGUCCUGGAAGCUGUAGAAAACAAUACAUUAAGUGUUGAGCCUGUUGGUCUGCAGCCUGUUCGAUUUGUAAAAGCUUCUGCGGUUGAAUGUGGAGGACCCAAGAAAUGUGCUCUCAGUGGACAAAGUAAAUCCUGCAAGCAUCGGAUCAAGUUGGGGGAUUCAGGAAACUACUAUUAUAUUUCUCCUUUCUGUAGAUACAGGAUCACAUCAGUAUGUAAUUUCUUCACAUAUAUUCGAUAUAUUCAGCAGGGGCUUGUGAAGCAGCAGGAUGUGGACCAGAUGUUUUGGGAAGUAAUGCAACUGAGGAAAGAGAUGUCGCUGGCAAAACUUGGCUAUUACAGGGAGGAGCUGUAACUUCAGUAUUUCUGGUGCCUGCAUGAACUUCCAUAACUGUACAUACAUUUGAGCCAGUUCUAUAUCCAUGUCUAUUUAUUUUAAAAUGGGUCCAAGAUUAUGUGCAAGAUUGCACUAUAUACUUCUAUAAUUCAGCAGAAUAAUUUUACACAAGAGAUUAAAGCUGGCAAGGAAAGAUAAUUUUCAGGUAUACUUGUGAUUAUAACUUAUGACUGAGAAAUUCAGGUGAAACACUGCUCAAGAUUUAUGUGCAUUUUUGUGUGUUCUAGAGAGUUUUUAAUAUAAAAUU
Notechis scutatus (mainland tiger snake) is the source of this 2057-nucleotide messenger RNA. NCBI's taxonomy places the organism in Eukaryota, Metazoa, Chordata, Lepidosauria, Squamata, Elapidae. The record is from RefSeq and is a predicted model, not a curated record.